CAUUCAAGAGAAGCAGGAAAGAAGACGACAAUGGAACCCUCAUCGUCCAUAUUCGCAGAAAAGAGCUCUAGAUUUCCAGAAGACACCGUUUUCUACUCAAUCUUCCCAGACUUCUCUGUAAACUCCAACACAGUUACGCCUCAAAUUGCCGCCGCCGAUCUCUUCUCCCAGCUUCAAUCUCUUCAUCUUCAAAUCCUUCAAUCACUUUCCUCUCUUACCUCCGACUACUUAUGGCAGCACGAACCAUUCACUCUAUCACUUUCAUCUCCUUCCGCCUCAUGUUUCUGUUUCUCCUCGCUCGACAGCCGCCAUAACCGUCAAAUUCCUCAUCUACACGGCAAACUGCGGUAUGGAGACAACGUCGAAGAUGAAUGGUUUCUUGUUUAUAUUCUUUUCGAAAUCUCAAUUAGGUUUCCUCAUCUAUCUAUUCGUGUUUGGGAUACUGACGGUGAGUUUCUCCUAAUUGAGGCAGCUUUUCAUCUUCCUCGUUGGAUAAAUCCAGAGAAUAGCGUCAACCGUGUCUUUAUUCGAGCAGGCAAUAUGCAUAUCAUCAACAAAACUCAAUUCCCGUCUCCUCCAGCACUACACGAAUCUCUCGAUUAUUUGAUUAAAUGCGAAGAGAAAACGAUGGCUUCCGAGUCAGUUCAAUCGGCUAUAAAGAAGCGAAUUGACGGUUUCCCUGAUAGAGCUAGGAAAAACAUGCAUCAUGUUAGGGUUAGGGUUCCAAUAUCUGUUGCUCAAGUUCUCAAGCAGGAGCCAUGCUUGGUUUCUUUGGCAGUAGAGGGGUUUUAUGACAGAGACAUAGAUUCAAUGAAGUAUGCUGAGAAGAUGGAGAGAUUCUUUAGAAAUGGGGAAGACAUUAUUCAGGUUUCGGUGAAACUUUCCAGGGCAAUGUACGCACAGCUGGUUCAGCAGACGUUUCAGGCACCGAGGUGUUACUCAAUGCCUCCAAGAAGCAAUGCAGUGGAAUACAAAGAGGCGGAAUUGGGGAUGAAGCUUACUUGUGGAUUUGAGAUGAUCUAUCAGUUGCGAAGACGAGAUGGAGAUGAAGGGAAAGGCAGCACGUGGGAGGCGUUUAGGGCAAGUUUGGAAAAGAAUGGUUAUUUUCAGGGACUGUUACCAGGAUCACAAGGUUAUAAUCGGUUAAUGGCAAAAGCAGAAGAGUAUUACAGACAGAGUUCUCUGUUUUCUAAAGCUAGUGAAAUGAUGAGUGCCCCUGUGAGGCGUAUAGAUGAGAUUCUUUCUCUGGAUUAUUCAACAGAGGAUUUUAGAUGUAUGGAGCUUCCCCCUGAUGAUGAUGAUUCGUGGCUUUACGAUGGGGAAGAUGAGCUGAAUGCUGCACUUCUUGAACGAGAAAGGGAGAUGGAGAUUUAUAACACUAAAGGCAAAAUGAAACAAGAUUCAAAUGAGAAGAAGAAUUCCACUUCCUCGUCUAGAAAAGAUUCAGAGGAUCUUGGACUUUCAGGUAUGGCAAAAGCAAUGCAAACGUUCGUGAAGAAAGUAUCUAGCUAUGAAGGAGCUGAGGUUCCAGAUAACGGGAAUCCAGAAAUGAUUGACUUUGACGUUGAUCGUUUCAUGAAGGAGUUAGAAGCAGUAACUGGAAGCCAAAGUUUUGCUGACGAAGGAAGUGAUGAAGAUAUUGAAGAUGCUUCGACCUCAGACAUGGAUUUUGAUGAAUCAGAAGACGAGACUGAUGAAGACCCAUACGAUGGUAAUGAAGAGAAGGAGACCUUCAUGAGCUCCUAUUCGGACACUCUUAUCAAGGAAUUGAAGGCGACUACACUCGACAAAAGUUUUGUUCGUGCAAAAGAACAACAUUUUGUGCAAAACAUGGGAAAAUCGAAUGUUGGGGAGGAUAUGGAGGAAGAAGAGUUCACUCCAGUGGAUGUGGAUGUGAACCUUGUGAAAAACCUUCUGGAUUCAUUCUCUUCUCAACAAGGUCUUCCUGGACCUGCUUCCAAUUUGCUUGGUUUGAUGGGUCUGAAACUCCCUCAGGAUUCCAGGAAAGACAACUGAUUUCUCCUGUCUCGUUUGGAUUUUUAUUUUUGUCUGAGAAAAACUUGGGCUCGAUUAUUUAUUCUUGUAUCAAUACUUUUUAAAUUGUCAUGAUAUAUAUUAAUGUUAACCAUGCGUAAA
Messenger RNA from Impatiens glandulifera, 2136 nucleotides. Its product is annotated as protein ecdysoneless homolog. The transcript has 5 exons. NCBI's taxonomy places the organism in Eukaryota, Viridiplantae, Streptophyta, Magnoliopsida, Ericales, Balsaminaceae. The record is from RefSeq and is a predicted model, not a curated record. Bases 31 to 2016 code for a protein of 661 amino acids. Gene Ontology annotation, cellular component: nucleus.